Messenger RNA from Carya illinoinensis, 1830 nucleotides. RefSeq names its product translation initiation factor IF-2. The record is from RefSeq and is a predicted model, not a curated record. Lineage: Eukaryota; Viridiplantae; Streptophyta; Magnoliopsida; Fagales; Juglandaceae. Bases 169 to 1131 code for a protein of 320 amino acids. The transcript has a single exon.
GCCUAUAUUGGAUCCCCGCGGCUAACUGGACCAACCAACUGGAUACCAAACCAGGUAAAACCGGCAGAGGGUUUCCCCAAAAAUCUCAAACCCUAGAAAGCCACCAACUCUUUUUGGUUUUUUCUCCUUCCAAUCUCUGGAGGGCAACCGGAGCCCAAUCUCUGAAAAAUGAAGACGGUCUCCGGUGAGGUACUCUCGUCGAAGCCAAUCUCUCUUAAGAAGGCGACCUCGAUUCUCUCCACCUUCGCAUCCGCCGACAACGGCGCGUCGCCGGCAAUCUGCGCCUACCUCCGACGCGCCCUGGCCUCGUUCAAGGAGCUGAGACAUCAGGAGAAGGAGCUCGGAGCUCGACGUUCCGAGCGGAAGCAGGAGAGGCCCAGACCGGAGAUCGUAAGCGAAGUGGAGGCAGUACCAGUGAACCCGCCUCGGAGUGCCGAGGUGAGUCCGGCACCGAGUCACAAACAAAAAAGACAUCGACUGGAUAGUAAUAUUAGCGGAAGUCCCGUUGGCAAGGAUGAUAAACAGACCCAGAGUGUUGUUUCCGUUCCGGAAACGAGUCAUGGGGUUGGAGACAACGUGGGAGAGAAGGGAAAGAGAGAGAAACGGGGGAAGAAUAAGCCGAAGGGCGAGUUUGGUAAUUUCGGGGACAAUGGAGGUACUGGGAGUAAUUUGAAAAUCGAGGCGGGAGAAGAUCGGGGUCAAGAAACGGGUAAGGGAGAUGAUGGCGUAGUGGGGACAGAGAACCAGAGAAAGUGGGACGGAAAAAAGAAGAAAAAAGAUGGGGAUUAUGUUGGAAGUGUUGAAAAUGAUGGGAUCGAAGAGGCAAAAGGGAAGUUCAGGAAGAAGAAAAUUAUUAAAGAGAUUAAAGAAGAAAUUAAAGAGGCCGGUUUAGAUGAUUCGGAGACGGCGGAGCAGCAGAGUAAUAAAAAGAAGAAGAAGAUGAAAAUUGACGACGAUAAGUUUGAUAACAAUGGGAUUGGCGCUGAGGAAAAAUAUGAUGGAAGUGAAAUGAGAAUUGAAGAGGUAAAGAAGGAAAGCAAGAAGAGGAAGAGUGAGGUUGAAGAAAAAAAGGUGGUGGAUGAUUCAGAGGAGCAGUGGAGUAAGAAGAAGAAGAGGAGGAAAACUGAUUGAAAUAGUUGACUAUAGGCAGUUUAGCUGUAUUUCUGUUAGUGUUGUGUUUGGGGUCUGGUGAAGAUUUUGUUUUUUCUCUUGGAAGCAAUCCAUGAGCUUGGUCGAAUUGGGGGGAUUUUUUUUUUUUUUUUUUUUGGUAACGCGUAAUUUAUUUAUAUAAUGUUGAGGGAAUGCCGUUUUUUGGUAGCUAUUGAUUGAAAUGCUGAUGGUUAGUGUUGUACCUGUUAAAGCAUAAGAAGUAACCAUGUUUAUUUCAAGUGUGCAAUUAGAUGGUUGAUGAAAGAAGUGAUCCUCGAAAAACAAAGGCAGCAUAUGAGGAUGUUUUUCUUCUGUUAGAAAAUUGCGAUUCACUCCUUUGCUAGUGCUUCUGCCUGUGUCUAUAUUGAUUUUAAUUACCGUAGUGAACUUAGGAAGACACCUUCCUUACAUCGUCUGUAGUGGCAGUGAUUCUUCACCUGGUUUAUUGAACUAUAAGUUCGAUUGGAUGCUGAUGUAACAGGGACUAUGGGAAGAUUUUCAGGUGCAUUUCUUAUGUUAUGACCGCUUUAGUUAUUGUUUGGGCACCUUGGUGACUGUUUGGAACUCAUACGUUGCUUUUAGGAUGCUGAUGGCAGUGAUGGCUCUACUGCAUGUAGUUGCUUGACUUGUCUUUUUAUUGUAGAGAACAUUCCCAGUUCAGAUAAUCGUGUAGUUGGGAUA